AAGGAAAACCAGAUCAUCUCCUUCUUCUCCCACUAUCUCUGCCCAAGGUAGGCGUUUCGGACGGUCCUUUGCCGGCACUUUUCACAUUUGAAGCAAUUUGGGUUUCCAUGGGAUUGCUGUAAAAUUUGGUUUCUUCUUUAGAGCUUGAGGCUGAAUUUCAUCUUCUUUUUUUUUCUAUUGAACGGAAAUGUCAGGCCUGGAAGGACAUGACUCCUAUGAUGAAAUAAAACAAGGGAGAUGCGAUGUAGAGAACUCUGAAGAUGAGAGGCGCCGCACAAAAAUAGGGUCUCUCAAGAAGAAAGCCAUAAAUGCUUCUAGCAAGUUCACCCAUUCUCUUAAAAAACGAGGAAAGAGAAAAUCUGAUUACAGAGUUUCUUCUGUUUCAAUAGAGGAUAUACGAGAUGCAAGAGAGGAGACUGCAGUCCAUGAGUUGCGUCAAAAACUCCUAUCCAAGGACUUGUUACCACCUAGGCAUGAUGACUAUCACACUUUGUUAAGAUUCUUGAAAGCAAGGGAAUUUAACAUUGAGAGGACAAUCCAAAUGUGGGAAGAAAUGCUUCAAUGGAGAAGAGAAUAUGGAACAGAAACCAUAUUGGAGGACUUCAACUUUGAAGAGCUUGAUAAAGUUUUGCAACAUUACCCUCAAGGUUACCAUGGAGUUGAUAAAGAAGGGAGGCCCAUCUAUAUUGAGAGACUUGGGAAAGCUCACCCAAAUAAGCUAGCACACACAACCACAAUUGAUCGCUAUUUGAAGUACCAUGUACAAGAGUUUGAGAAGGCUUUGCGUGAAAAGCUACCUGCAUGUUCAAUUGCAGCACAAAAACAUAUUGGUUCAACAACAACAAUUUUGGAUGUGCAAGGCUUGGGUAUUAAGAAUUUCACCAAGACCGCAGCAGACCUCCUAGCUGGGAUGGCCAGAAUAGAUGGGAAUUACUACCCUGAGACACUACAUCGGAUGUUCAUUGUUAAUGCUGGUCCAGGCUUCAAGAUGCUUUGGUUUGCUGUAAAGAAAUUUGUUGACCCAAAGACUAUUGCAAAGAUACAAGUGCUAGAACCUAAGACUAUGAGUAAACUUCUGGAAGUCAUUGACUCGUGUCAAUUGCCUGAUUUCUUGGGCGGUUCAUGCACAUGUUCUGCUGAAGGAGGGUGCCUCAGAUCUAAUAAGGGACCAUGGAAUGACCCUAAAAUAAUGAAGCUUGUACAUAAUGCAGAAGCAACACGUGAGAGACAAGCCACAGGAAUAUUUGAUGAGGAACAGAAAGUUGAUUUUAAGUUAUACCCAUCAAAGGGAAGAAGUAGUGAUACUUCUACAGCUGAAUCAGGAUCUGAUAUGGAUGAUCCUUGUUCUCCCACUGGACUUGGGAAUUCUAGGUUUACACGAUUGACCCCUGUUCAUGAAGAAGGUCGGACAUCUGAUCGAACUGCAUAUUACAGUUGUGCUGACCAUUUUGUUGUGGUUGAUAAAGCUAUAGACUAUGGCCGAGGAAGAUUUAGACCUUCUGAGAAUCCUUCAAGUAAGACAUCACGAAGGGCAGAAGGCACUGCUGUCAUUAAUAGGUUAAAUAGCACGGAGAACACUGUAGAACAUAGUAGUUUCCGAUAUAUAGCUAGAGGGUUGAUAGUUUUCAUGGUCAAACUACUUUCCUUGUUCCGUAUUUUACGCUUUGGUCUUGGGAGAAGACAAGUUAACGUUCUACCUUCCAGAUUGGAGGGAUCAAAUCCAGAAAUUUGUCCUGCUUCAGAAGCUGUAAAGGAAGAAAACCACGUCCUUCAAUGUUUACAACGUCUUCAGAGGCUUGAGAUGUUAUAUGAGAAACUUAGCACUAAGCCUGUGGAAAUUCCUCUGGAUAAGGAGCAAUUGCUCUUGGAAUCAACGGAUCGGAUCAAAUCUGUUCAACUUGACCUUGAGAAGACAAAAAGUGUACUACAUGAUAUGGGCACGAGGCAACAACAGAUUGUGAAGCUGUUGGAGGAUAUGCGGGAAUCUAAAUUUCGGCGACGGAUAUUCUGUUGAAGUUUCGGAGACGUUGGAGGAGGACCACCGUGCUUUGAAGAGAAUUUUUUCUUGGCUUUUAUAUGCCCUACAAAGUAAGCCUCCAGGGACUGGGUGCUUGAGGGAACAUGCUUUGGCUGAGGCGUUGCUGCCCUUGGUGGAUGAAAUGUUGAGGCGCACUUUCGAUGAAGUUCUUCAAGACACUUCUCUUUUUCUAUUUCUCACUUUAACCUCAAGUCCUCGACAACAAAAAUUGGCGUACGAUUGUUAUACACGUGUCAUCCUCUCACACAAUCACGAAGAGUAUAAAGGGAAAAUGGAAGUCGAGUAAAUAAAGCGAUGUUACAAAAUUUGAAUUUGUCAUGGAUAUCUCUUUGUCGGGCUGCAACUGCAAAGGAUUGGGUCGGAUCCAAGGUAGACCCAAAUUGGAUUCAUUUAUAUUCAUAUUUGAGUCAGAUUUCAAUUGAAUACUAGCGGGUGGGGCCCGUGGGCCAAAGGAUACGGGACAAGUUAAAGUUGAUAAGUGGUUGAUUUAUCUUAAAUGGGAUUGAUGAUGGAUCCAAUUAUGUAAAUAUGAAAUUUCAAAUGUUUCAAAAUUUUAAUUGGUCUUGUAUUUUCCUA
Molecule: messenger RNA, 2614 nt
Organism: Nelumbo nucifera (sacred lotus)
Lineage: Eukaryota; Viridiplantae; Streptophyta; Magnoliopsida; Proteales; Nelumbonaceae
Product: phosphatidylinositol/phosphatidylcholine transfer protein SFH13-like
Source: RefSeq, a predicted model, not a curated record